CCAAAAGUCAAGAGAGCGUAACAGCGAAAAACAAAACAAAACAAUAACGAAUUAGCCAAGUUGUCAAAUUCAAGAUACGCGCCCUGUUUGUUUCAUCAUCAAUUUUCCAAAAAAAAUUCAAAUUUUAUUCGUGAAAAUUUAACCCGAUCUAACCGAAAAAAAAUGUCCCGAAUGAUACAUAAUGCGGACAUUUCUUAUUCCAGCAUUAGUAAUCCUGCUGGUGUUGGUGGUGGAAAUAAUUUCAAACAACAUCGACAUUCAGACAAUUGUUGUCGAACUUGUUUUCUAAAUUUUCCAUAUGCAACAAUAACAUCAACAUUUUUAGUCAUAUCAGGUUUAAUCAUUAGUUUUAUAUCGAUAUUUCAUUUGCUGGGUAUUAUUGAUCGUUUAACACAAGAUUUAUUUUAUAAACAUUUUCAAUUAUCAAAUGAAAUCAAAGUUGUAAUGUUUUUCAUACUUGGUUUUGUUGCCAUCGUAAUUCUGAUUAAUCUUAUUAUUGGAUUUGCAACAUCAUUCUUGAAAUUUGAUGGUAAACCAUCAACAAAUCGUCGAUCAUCAUCAUGUUUUUGUUCAAGAAAUUCAACAACAAAUUGUCUGAUGCGUUUUGUUUUUUCCGUUAAUCAAUUGAUAUUCCUGAUUUUCUUUUUACUUUUCCUAAUAUUCACUUUGUUUACAUUCAUCCUGUACAUAAUGAAAACAUUAUGUAAUUCCGAACAAUUGUUGAACGAAGCUGAAAAAUCAUUCGAUAAUUCAAUGAUCACCAACAACAACAACAACAAUCAACAAGAACAUUCAAUAAAUCUACAACCAUUUUCACAAUAUUUCCCGUUACAACAAAAUGAAACCAAUCUUCUCAUUUUCAAAGAUAAUCGUUUGAAAAUUUUAUGUAAAGAUUACAUAUCAACAUUACUUUUAUAUACAUUAAUUUCAUUUUUAGGAAUAUUCCUUCUGUUUAUUGGAUUUUAUUGUUAUUCAAUCAAUCUAACUGUUAAUCGUAUUCGUAUUGCAACAUAUAAAAAAUAUACUGAAUUAUUAUAUCUAAGUAAUUUUGGUUGUGGUGGUGGUGGUACCGAAAUGAAUGCCUUCUCUGAUACAUCAUUCGAUGUUACUGGUGAAAGAUUUUAAUCAAUCAAUCAAUGACUUUUUCCAUUUGCAAAAUAUAUUUCAUAAUCUUAUCACUUCGAACAAACAUUUACUCACUUCCAUAUCUCUAUCUAAAUAAACUUUUCUCUUUGAUUCAUUUAAAA
Messenger RNA from Dermatophagoides pteronyssinus (European house dust mite), 1247 nucleotides. RefSeq lists its product as uncharacterized. NCBI's taxonomy places the organism in Eukaryota, Metazoa, Arthropoda, Arachnida, Sarcoptiformes, Pyroglyphidae. The record is from RefSeq and is a predicted model, not a curated record. Gene Ontology annotation, biological process: neuron projection development. Gene Ontology annotation, cellular component: plasma membrane.